Messenger RNA from Triticum aestivum (bread wheat), 944 nucleotides. RefSeq lists its product as uncharacterized. The transcript is spliced from 3 exons. The coding region runs from base 78 to 944 and encodes 288 amino acids. Lineage: Eukaryota; Viridiplantae; Streptophyta; Magnoliopsida; Poales; Poaceae. The record is from RefSeq and is a predicted model, not a curated record.
AACAGUGUCUUCCAGGCGAUGCGACUAGCCGCCAGUUCCCUGGCCCGACGCUCACUGCAGCAGGAGGAACGAUAGCCAUGUCCGCCGGCCGUCGAAACACGCCCUCUCCCUUGCAUGACGGGAUCGGGCUGGAAGGACAGCCACGGCCGCCACUGGCCGUGCUGCCGCAAUCUGAAGCAGAGCUGUCGUCGAGAAGGUCGGGAGUGGCCAUGCCGGAAUCUCACACCGUCGCCUGGAACGACGACCAUGGUGGUUCUACCUCUGGCUUGCACCAUGUAAACCUCGUUGAUGACAACAGUCGCUGCUCCAAAUUGUACCGUCCGUCGUAUACGAUGUCAGAAGCCACGACAUGCACCAUGGACUUGCCGCCGCCACAAGUCAUGUCAGGAGGAGGCCAGCAAGAUGACGCAGUUACGGAUGGUCGUGGAGAAAAUGGAGAGCAAACAAUUCAGGUUCCUGAAGUUGGGAAAACGUUUGAGUCAGAGAAAGACGCCUAUGACAUGUAUAACACAUAUGCUGGCAAAGUUGGAUUUAGUAUUAGAAAGAACCAGACAAAGCGUCGACAUGAUGGUACUAUAUAUCAAAAAAGAAUUGUUUGCAGUAACCAAGGCCAUCGAGAAACCGAGUCGUCGAAGCACACUACAAGGACGGAUUGCAAUGCCCGUAUUCAGUUCAGUGAUGUUGGGACUGGUAGCAUUGACGUUUCUAGUACAGUGUCAAACUUUCGAAAUGAUGUGUAUGGGCAGUCUUCGUCCAUGGCUGCUCCGUUGAUCCAAGGUGGAUUUACUAAUGCCGCAAUUCCAACCUUUGCAAAUGAUGCGUACGGGCAACCUUCAGCUAUGUACGCUCCUUUCAUCCAAGGCGAAUUCACAAGUCUUUUGCUUGGAGUUCAUCAGGAUGCCACACUGUCCUCGUCUGCUAAAAAGUUACAUUUUGAUGAAUAG